AUGGACCGGAGCGCCAACAUCAUAGUCCACUUGAGCCGCGACGCCAAGCACACGGUUGUGCUGCCCAGCGUUGCGACAUCCAAGUCGGUCGCCUCGGUGCUGCACGAGGCCCUGUAUCAGUACGCCCGCAUCAACCACGACACCCCCGCGCUGGCUGUCUCGGGCCUCUACGACAUGUACUCGGGCGCAAUGCUUGACCUCAGCGCGUCGCUGCACAGCGUCGCAACCUUCCACGCGGCCACCAAGUGCAUGCGUCUUGGCGCCGCACCGCUCAGGACCAACAACAUGAGCGACAACAACAGUACGAAGUGCCGCCGCUCGGACUCGCCGUUCGAGUCGUUUGUCAAGUCGAUCUUUUCGUUGUCGGACGACACGCCUCGUCCUGCCCAGUUGCCACCUCAAACCAUCGCGGCGCCGUCGCUCAUCGAGUGCAUCGCGCAGCUACGCGCUGCGUCCAUUGAGGAGCUCUGCACCGAGUGUCGCGUCGCGCCAGAGGCCGCCAUGCACCUCGUGCGACAGCUCCAACGCUUUACAAGCGGCGCGCGGGCGUUUGGCCCACCCGAUGAGCCACCCAACGCGUCAUCCGCAAGCUCCACGGCGUCCGAAGACGACCCGCAGGACGAAGACGACGACGACGACGAUACAUUCCUCGGCGAAGCGCCCGUCUUGCUACGGUAUGCACAUGACUCGCCAGCGUUUCGCCGCGAGGUCGCCGCCAUCGACGCCGCGUGGCCACGUGUCAUGACCGACUUUAACCGCGUGGUCGCUGCGGCCAAAGCCGUCCUUGCGUCCAGCAAGUGCCACCUCGCGACGCUGCAAGAUUUGUACACGGAGCUCACGGCGCCGAUCGACGAGACACCGUGCCUCCGACACCUCGCGGGGUCGGCUAAGCGCGCGUGGACGCCGCUAACCGAGCGCUGCGAUCGCUCCAUGGGCGCCCUGCGCGCGUUCGCCUCGAAUCUCGCGUCCGAGUUUGUCGCUCCGCUCGAGACGCUCCUCACGCACGACCUCGGCCGCGACGCGGUUGCAUCGCGCCAGCGCCUCAACGCCGCCUUUUACGCGUACUGGGCGAUGGCACACGAGGUGACCUCCGACCCAAUUGGCGACGAUGCCCGUCUCGAGGCGGUGCGGCGGGUCUUCGAGUCGGCGCGUCUGUCCAUGGUGCGGCAUGUCAACGACACUUUUCUGCAUGCGCUUCGUCUUGUGGAGCGCACCGGCUGCGCGUUUGCCCAUGCGAAUGCCGUCGUGGGACAAAGAAGCCAAUUGGAAGCCCACUGCGAAGCACUUCAGGCCUGCGUCCCCAUCGACGUCUGGGAUGGCGCUCCUGGUGGGUACCUCUUUCAUGUGGAUGCAGCAACGUCUGCACGCACACGCCGCUGGUUUUACCUCGAGGAACACUCAUCCAUGCUCUGGUCCCUCCAGGCGGACCGGCGGACCCCCGAGGGCAUCGCCGACCUCUCGCAAGGCUCCGUGGCGACCGACGACUCGAUGCGAUAUGGCCUUUGCCUGACAUUGGCGUCAAGCCAACGCGUGCUAUUGCAAGCCGACACGGCGCGUCUCCAUCACCUGUGGCUCGAGGCGCUCACGGCCAAGAAGAAGCAUGCGUCCAACCAAGACGACGACGACCAGGAGAACGACGACAACGACACCAGCGACAGCGAUGAGGUGGCAAUAUGUCGGACAUUGGACGAGAAGAUGCUGUCUCCCAUUGCGUUCCUCUGCGCGCCAGCUGCAGCGUUUGCUGUCAUGGCCCGCGGCACGCUACCGAUCUCGGUGCACACGUACUGGGAGCGCUUCGUGGCCGACGACCAGUUCACACGGAGCUUUCUCAUGCAGCGGGGUGCGACAGACGUUGCGCUCUCGACAUGGGCGGUGCGCACAGAUGGCGCCUACGGGCGGUCGCGGCGCAUCCAGCUGCCCGUCGAGACGGCACUCUCGACCGGCUCGACGCGCGUACAUGCGAGCGAGGUCUACCAGCGCCGGUCGCGCGACCACCUCGAGGUCCUCGCCAAAGAUGAAAGCCUCGAUGUGCCGUAUGGCUCGUACUUUGUUGUCGAGUCGCGGACCACGAUCGUCAAGAGUAUGACGACGUCAUGCGCUGUCGAGAUGACGAUGGCCGUGCACUUUACCAAGAGUACGAUGUUCCAGCGCAUGAUUGAAAAGGCGGUCGCGACCGAGACCAAGGAAUCGUGCGAGGCGAUGUUGGCGGCCAUGCGCGCUGCCAUCGAGGCGAGCUCGCUCUAAUAUACACGGUGCAAGCGUG
Saprolegnia parasitica CBS 223.65 is the source of this 2263-nucleotide messenger RNA. RefSeq lists its product as hypothetical. Bases 1 to 2244 code for a protein of 747 amino acids. The record is from RefSeq and is a predicted model, not a curated record. Lineage: Eukaryota; Oomycota; Saprolegniomycetes; Saprolegniales; Saprolegniaceae. The transcript is spliced from 5 exons.